UUGAUAAUCACAUAUGUAAAUCGGUGCACACUUGUUUAAUUACAGUAAAUAAUUAGUCUCAAACAUGUUUUUCUCGGUGCUUGUUAUAUUUUUUGUGAUUUUACCGCUUAUUAUUUAUACUAUUGGCAAACGUAACGAGAACUAUUGGAAAAGACGUGGUAUAGUUUUUCACAGCAAAAAUAAGAUAACAGGCCCCUUUUGGGAAGUUUUCACUAGUGGUGAACCGUUUUACCUACAUUUGCAAAACAUCUAUAACCAAUAUCCUGAUCAAGCUGCCGUGGGAAUCGGAGGAUUUCUCACUCCUAGUCUGUAUGUAAGAGAUCCUAAGAAUGUGCAAGCCAUAUUGUCAUCAGAUUUUAACUCUUUCUACCAUCGUGGUUUUGAAGUAAAUGAGAAUGAUAAAUUGGCUAACAACAUUUUGUUUCUAAACGGAAGUAAAUGGAAACUUAUGCGACAGAGCAUGACACCUCUGUUUACCUCACUUAAACUGAAAAAUAUGUUUUAUAUUAUGGAUAAAAGUGCCCAAGACUUCGUUCAAUAUAUAAAAGAAAGUCCUGAAAUAAGGAAAGGCAACACAUUUCAAACAUUGUCGACGUUUUGCAGUGCAGCCAUCGGCGCCUCAGUUUUCGGUCUCACUACUGAAUCGAUUUUCGAUUCACCUUUUUUAAAAAUUGCACAAAAAAUUUUCGAACCAACGUUGAAAUCAAAUUUACGAUUCGCUAUUUCCAAUUUGUCCCAAACAUUAUUUCAUCUAUUUAAAAUACAAUUUUUUAAAGAAUUCGAAGAUUUCUUUAUUGAUGCCAUCAAACGAGUGGUACGUCAACGUAAAGAAGAAAAUAUAAAAAAGCAUGAUUUUGCUGAUAUUUGUGUGGCCUUACAAAAAAAUGGGAUGCUUAAGGAUCCCGAAACAGGAUUAGAAUUAGAACCUACAUAUGAAUUACUUGCAGCACAAGCAUUUUUCUUUUUUAAUGCUGGUGUGGAACCCGUUGCUGCAGCAAUGUUUAGUGCGUUAAUAGAAAUCGGUAAAAACCCAGAAAUACAAAAAAAGGUCCACGAAGAAAUUGAUCGUACUUUUGAUAAAAAUAACGGAAAAUUAAAUUUUGAUAUUAUUGCUGAAAUGGUUUAUCUAGAUAUGGUCAUCAAUGAGGCGAUGAGAAUGUAUCCACCUAUUGGAUUUCUAUCCAGGCAAUGUGUUGAAGAUACUGUACUGCCAUCGGGAAAUAUUCCUGUGGAAAAAGGUACAAAAAUAUUUGUACCAAUAUUUGAAUUUCAUCAUGAUCCAAAGUACUUUCCUAAUCCAGAAGAAUUUAACCCUGAACGAUUUUCACGUGAAAACAAAAAAAAGAUGUCAGAUAUUACUUAUUUACCCUUUGGUAAGGGUAAUAGGAUUUGUAUUGGUAUGCGUUAUGCCCAUAUGCAAACAAAAACUGGUUUAGUACACCUAUUAAGAAACUUUAAUGUCAAGACAAAUAUUGGUAAAGGAGGAAUAAAGUAUGUGAAACACCAAUUUCAAAUGCGACUUACUAAUGUAGAUGUUGAGUUUCUAAAUAGAUAAAUUUUUAACACUAGAAUUAUUAUUCCUGUGUUAAUUGUGUCCUAUAAAAUUUGUAAGGAAUUCUUUGCACAUUCGUUAAAAAAUUAUCGUUAAUCAUGUAUAAUGACAAAAGAAAAUUGCAAAAAUUUUUAUAACCUACAGACCGAUUUUUAUUUUUACUAGCGACCAUUAACCAGUUUAUAUACACUAGUUUUUAAAUAAUAUAUAAAUUCAAGGAA
Danaus plexippus (monarch butterfly) is the source of this 1773-nucleotide messenger RNA. RefSeq names its product cytochrome P450 6g1-like. Bases 65 to 1555 code for a protein of 496 amino acids. Gene Ontology annotation, molecular function: iron ion binding; oxidoreductase activity, acting on paired donors, with incorporation or reduction of molecular oxygen; monooxygenase activity. The record is from RefSeq and is a predicted model, not a curated record. The transcript has a single exon. Lineage: Eukaryota; Metazoa; Arthropoda; Insecta; Lepidoptera; Nymphalidae.